This is a messenger RNA of Pistacia vera, 828 nucleotides long. RefSeq names its product plant cysteine oxidase 1-like. The transcript has 5 exons. The coding region runs from base 86 to 772 and encodes 228 amino acids. NCBI's taxonomy places the organism in Eukaryota, Viridiplantae, Streptophyta, Magnoliopsida, Sapindales, Anacardiaceae. Gene Ontology annotation, molecular function: oxidoreductase activity, acting on single donors with incorporation of molecular oxygen, incorporation of two atoms of oxygen. The record is from RefSeq and is a predicted model, not a curated record.
UAGUCUUUUAUAUUAACUUAUAGUUAUCAUUUAGAAAGGGAAGAACUCGAACUCGAUUGAUAAUAAACGAACAGUGGAUUGUACAAUGGAGAGAACGAAAAUUCAAGUGCUUUAUGAUGCUUCUAAUGCUGUUUUUUCUCAAAAGGAGCUUCCAAGUUUCAAACAAAUUCAAUGGCUGAAAAGCAUCCUAGAUGUACUUGAGGCUGUUGAUGUUGGCAUAGAUGAAUUUAGCCUGCAUAGACCGAGCAUCAAGGGACUGAUUUGUGGGCAAGCAGUCUCUGAAAUUACUUACAUUCACAUUCACGAGUGUGACAGUUUCUCUAUUGGCGUAUUUUGCUUCCCAGCUGGCGUGACUUUUCCCCUUCAUGAUCACCCGGGCAUGACGGUUCUAAGCAAAAUCCUGUAUGGAUCCCUUUACAUCAAAGCCUACGAUUGGGUGAAGGUGGAUAAAUCAAGCUGCCGCAUAAAUGGAUUAGCAGGCGCGGUGGUGGAUGGAAUGUUCAAUGCACCAUGCGAACCAUCCAUCCUGUUUCCAAGAAGUGGUGGAAACAUUCAUUCGUUGACUGCCUUGACUCCCUGUGCAAUAUUGGAUGUAUUAUCUCCACCAUACUCUGAAGAGAUGGGAAGGCCUUCCACUUACUUUUCAGACUUUCCUAUUCCCUCUCUCCCCGGUUAUGCAAUACUCGAGGAAAAAGAUAUGCCGCAAGACCUAGUAGUUGCUGGAGCACCAUACCUUGGCCCUCCAGUUGAUGAGGCGACCAUGUUGGCGUGAAUAUAUAUAAGAGGAGGACUCUUUAAUUAGCUCAAUGAUGAAUCUUAGCAUUAGUA